This is a messenger RNA of Trematomus bernacchii (emerald rockcod), 1212 nucleotides long. It is a transcript of the gene ttc32, whose product is annotated as tetratricopeptide repeat domain 32. Gene Ontology annotation, molecular function: protein binding. The coding region runs from base 46 to 456 and encodes 136 amino acids. NCBI's taxonomy places the organism in Eukaryota, Metazoa, Chordata, Actinopteri, Perciformes, Nototheniidae. The record is from RefSeq and is a predicted model, not a curated record. The transcript has 3 exons.
UCCGUCUUUAGGAAACACAACAAACCUUAACAGAAUUCACAGCUAAUGGAGCAAGACAACCCUCAAAUACUUGAACAUGCUCACUCUGAGUUUAAAAACCAGAACUUCAAAUUUGCAGAACUACUGUACACAACGUUUAUCUCGUCCUGCUUACAGACCAGGGAUUGUAAAGCCAGUCAUUUGGCCACUGCUUACAACAACCGCGGACAGAUAAAGUACCUCCGGGUGGAUUUUGGUGAAGCGGUGGAGGACUUCUCUUUAGCGAUACAGAGUGACAGCAGCUAUGAGACACCUUUCUACAACAGAGGACUCAUCCACUAUAGACUAGGUUUUUUCCAUGACGCCAAGAGUGACUUCCAACAAGUAUUGAAGAUGAAUCCAGAUUUUGAAGAUGCCAAAGUGAGCCUGAAACAAACACUUCUGGACCAGCAGCACAAGAUAGACAGGGGAUACUGACAACUCCAUAAACUAUAGAAUAUACCUUUUUAUAAAUCCUGAAAUAUGUUGGCUUGAAGAAACAAUCUGUCAAGUUUUGUCAAAUUAUUUACAAUAAUGUACAGCUAUUGUAUAGAAAAUUGGAAUUGUAUUUGAUCUGAACAUGAACCCUUUGAUUAAAGAUAUCAGCAUGAAGAUGAACCUUAAAGUAAACACAAACCACAUACAAAAUAACCUACACAAGGAACAGAAACAAUGAAAAUAAAACUAUUGCUGCAAAAACAUUCAGUUAGAACCUAUGAAACCAAGUAGAAAUCCCACAGGGAUGGGUGUGACAUUUUUAUAUGGUUUUUGUUAAGCAGAGCAUUGAUUAUUCCUUCUUCUGCACUGACUCAACACUCUUCCAGUUGGAAAAUAUUGUUAUGGCCUCAUAAAUGAACAUAUAUCAUUGCAUAAUUGGACAGAGCAGACUAAUCGACCCGGGUGAAACGAUGAGCUCGGGUUUUACUGUCUUUAAUAAAUGUUUGUGCAUCAUCUUGCAAGGAGGUUUGAGAAUAUAUACAAACUAAUCAAGUGUUAGAUUACAGUCAUUAUAAUGAGGCUCUGUAGCAAAGGAAAAAUCAACAAAAGCAUAUGUGGUUUUAAGGAAAAGUGGAAUUUAUUAUUAAUUGUGGAUUAUUUUGUUGCUUCUUAAAAUAUAAAAAUGUAAUAUAUUUAUAAUACCAAAUACAAAUCUAUAUACUUUUGCUGAACAAUAAAUACUUUUUUUACACUACU